AUGGCCAAUAAGAUCUCAAAGCAGACUCUGAAUGCGAGAGUUCGCGAAGUUCUGAGGCUUGUGAGCCGAGUUGCAAAGACUGGAGUCCCUGGGAAUGCCCCAGAGGGAUCGAGAGACACCCCAGAGACAUCAGCACUACUGAGGAAGAUUGGCGGAGAGAGCAUUGUUUUGCUCAAGAAUGACAAUAAGGCACUCCCAUUGGAUAAGUCCAAGACAGUCGCUGUUAUAGGUCCAAAUACGAAGAUAGCAGCUUACUGUGGUGGUGGCUCAGCUACGCUACUCCCAUACUACGCUACAACGCCGUUCGAUGGGAUUGCGGCAAAUGCAAAAGAGACGAAGUACUCGGUGGGAUGCUACUCUCAUGUCCUCCUUCCUCUGCUUGGUCAGAAUCUGAAAACAGCGGAUGGCAAAGUUGGUGUCACAUUUAAAGCCUUUACCGACCCCGUUGAAGUCAGUAACCGAGAGCAGUGUAGUCGAUAG
Messenger RNA from Pseudogymnoascus destructans, 480 nucleotides. RefSeq lists its product as uncharacterized. Gene Ontology annotation, molecular function: beta-glucosidase activity. The transcript has 2 exons. Gene Ontology annotation, biological process: glucan catabolic process. NCBI's taxonomy places the organism in Eukaryota, Fungi, Ascomycota, Leotiomycetes, Thelebolales, Thelebolaceae. The coding region runs from base 1 to 480 and encodes 159 amino acids. The record is from RefSeq and is a predicted model, not a curated record.